UAAUGUUUUUAGGGGGAGUCGAUAUUUAAUUCCACGGAGGCGAUGUUUAGCAAUUACUGGCAAGAAAAUUUUGUUAUACCUGACAUUGUUUAGAUUUACAGGGCGAUAUUUAGGGUUUUAUUUAGAUCUAUAGGGUGGUGUUUACAUCUGAGGGUGGUGUUUACAUCUGAGGGCAAUGUUUAGAUAUUAUACUGAGGCCGUGUUACAGUUUAGAUGAGUUUUAAGUCGAGGCGAUGUUUAGCCGGUAUACCCAUUUAAAAUGGAUUGUUUAAAACUGCACAAAAGGCGAUAUUUAGAUCUAAGGCGAUAUUUAGAACAACUAAGAGUCUUUAAAAGGUGAAUACUUCAGUCAAAUGAGGCGAUGUUUAGCACGUUUUUUAAGUAAAAGGCGAUGGGGCAUGAUACAAAACGGUUUAUAUGUAUAUAUACUAUGAUAAAAGACUGUGUUUACUUAAAAGAUAAUAAUAAUUUUUAAAUGAGGCGAUGUUUAGCUCAGUCAUCAUGCCUAUUUACAAUACAAAACAAAAGACGAUUGCUUAGAACUACAGGAGGCGAUAUUUAAAUCUAUUGGGCAAUGUUUAGACAAUAAAAGGCCUGAGGCGAUGUUUAAGAAUAGUAUAAUAACAAAAUAAAUAAUGAAGGGCGUGUCAUUGUUGCUAUGGUAACAUUAACCACGAUCACACAUGGCGAGUUCCAGCAAGCACAGUGCCAGCUCCAUUGCAGCUGAUAUUGGAAAAGCCAUUAACUCCAUACUUAAGAAAUAUGAAGAAGAAGAAGAUGAUGAUGACUUUGUCAGUGAGCUUCCGCCUAGGAAGAAAACAAAAAUAUUACCAUCAAGUUUUGUUAAGAGUAAGGGUAAGAAUAAAGCUACACCAGCUGUUCAAAGUAACAACUGCAGGAAAGUGACAACAUAUCAUCGUGAUAUCAUCUGUCUACCGAUGUCGUAUCGUACCAAUUCCUGCAGCAUUCCUAUACCUAGAGAUCGAAAUGAUCUCUCUCGAAGUGGACUCAUUGGGAAAAUUACUCUCACUUCUGAAAUGCAACAAGAUGAUAUCUUUAAUGAGAUACGCUCUGUCUUUCACAAACCAAUGAAUGAUUCUUCUACCUUUUCGUUUCAAGUCCUGCAACCUAUUGGAGGGAAAGGAAAAGGGCUCACUAUUCCAGCUAAGUCAUCUUCUUAUCAUUGGACUGCCUGUUCUAUUGUACCAAAGAAUGCGAAAGUUCCUCUGUACAUUCUUGCUAAUGAACCGCUUUUGAAAAUUGAGGUAAGUGACAGCGAAGAAGAAAUUGUUGACUUAACAGUGAUAAUCAGUCUAAUGCUAGUGGAAAGUAAGACAACCGUGUGA
Molecule: messenger RNA, 1346 nt
Organism: Amphimedon queenslandica
Lineage: Eukaryota; Metazoa; Porifera; Demospongiae; Haplosclerida; Niphatidae
Exons: 3
Coding region: 684-1346 (220 amino acids)
Source: RefSeq, a predicted model, not a curated record